AUGUCUGCUCAAAACACUCCCGCUACGGGACCCAUUCACAACCAGGGACCACCCCCUCUCGACCUCAACGACUCGUUGGCUCGAGGCUCCGCUUACCCUGCCAUUCACGAGGCUGACGAGCACCACUACCCCCAACAAAACGGUAACACCUCUGCUUCUGACAGUGCCAGCGACCUCGACAACUUUGGUCCAGGUCACCCAUUGUACGACGAUCUCGCCCCUGCCGACUCUUACAAGGAUGGUGUCUACUGGGCUGAUCUGCCAUUUGGCGAGCGAUGGGCUUGGGUCAAUGCCCAGUCCAACGCUGAGGCCCGUCGUGAACUCCGACACCUCGGUACCAUGUUCAAGAAUGAUCCUCUUUCCCCCAUCAGUGCCUACUUCCGACGAUACGUCAUUGGAGGUUUCGGUCUGUUCACCGAAGGUUACACCAUCUUCUCCAUUGGUAACUUGAGUUCCCUCUACCAAUCCGUCUGGAAGGCCUGCUGGAAGACUCACAAGGUCUGUGACCCCAACUGGGUCGCUGCCGUCACCUACCUCCAACCCGUCGGUAUCAUCGUUGGUCAGAUCACUGUCGGUAUCGAAGGUGACUGGAUUGGACGUAAAUUUGGUUUGGUCCAAGAUGCCCUCAUCAUGUUCCUCGGUCUCAUUAUGCUCACUGCUUCUUGGGGUACAACCUUGAACGGUUGGGUCAUCUGCUACGCUUGGUCUCAAUUCUUCUACUGUAUCGGAGUCGGUGGUGAAUACCCCAUGACCUCGACCACUGCUUUGGAAUCCAAGACCGUUGGUGCCAGCUCUCAGACCGAUGACAAGCUUCACCGAGGCCGAAACGUCGUUCUUGCCUUCCUCAUGCAAGGAUGGGGUCAACUCUUCAACCAGGGUAUCCUCAUCAUCCUCCUCCUCAUCUUCAACGGCGGUAGUCACGAGCCCUACUCGGAGAAGACUGCCCAGUGGACUUUCCGAGUCUCAUUCGCCAUCAUGGCCGGUUUCACCCUCUGGCUCGCUUACUUCCGUUACUACAAGAAGGUCUACUCCUCCACCGCCCUCCAACGAUCCAAGAAGGACUUCCACGUCAACCAAUCCGGAUACGACUUUGAGGCUCUUCGACUCGUCUCUUCCCACUUUGGAGGACGUCUCGUCGGAUCCACCACUGGUUGGUUCUUCAACGACUUCCUCUUCUACGGCAACAAGCUCUUCCAAUCCUCCUUCAUCAAGGUCAUCUCACCCGCAGCCGCCAACAACGUCAUCACCAACUGGAACUGGAACUUGGUCAACAUCGGAGUCUCCCUCGUCGGUUACUACAUGGCCGCCCUCCUCAUCGACCACAAGUUCUACGGACGAAAGAGGAUGCAGAACAUUGGUUUCUUCAUGGACUUCAUCUUCUUCCUCUUCCCCGCCAUCUUCUACCACGAGCUGCAAUCCAAGGCUCACAUCCGAGGAUUCCAGACCAUGUACUACCUCUCUUCCUUCUUCCAACAGUUCGGACCCAACUGUACCACUUUCUUGCUUGCUGCCGAAAUCUUCCCCAUCUCCGUCCGAGCCACCGCUCACGGUCUCUCGGCUGCCUCUGGAAAACUCGGUGCUUUGGCCCCUGCUAUCAUGUACAACUACGUCAACGACUCUCACACCCGAUUCUGGAUCGUCUGUUGGUUCGGUCUCGCCGGUGCGAUCUUCACUUGGAUCUUCAUUCCCGACACCACUGGUCUUGACCUGAGGGAACAGGACCGAUACUGGUCUUACGUACGAGAGGGAAGGGCCGGCGACUACCACGGUAUUGCCAUCCACCCUCAACACUUGUCCCUUUACGAGCGAGUCGUUCUCAAGAGACAUUUGGCCUACGACCCCGUCCUCGACCGAGAGCAGCGAGUUCAGGAACUCCGGAAGAUUUACGAGUCCCGAAUCACCUCCUCUGGAAAGGAGAAGCCCGCGCUUGAGACCGACAUUGCUGCCGAGGAGGAUGACGCCCUCUCCCGAGAGGCCGCCAACUACUUUGAGAGGACUCCUCGCAUGAACGCCAUCAACGGUGUCCCCCCAAAGCACCGCAUGUAG
This is a messenger RNA of Kockovaella imperatae, 2046 nucleotides long. Its product is annotated as major facilitator superfamily domain-containing protein. The coding region runs from base 1 to 2046 and encodes 681 amino acids. The record is from RefSeq and is a predicted model, not a curated record. The transcript has 2 exons. Lineage: Eukaryota; Fungi; Basidiomycota; Tremellomycetes; Tremellales; Cuniculitremaceae. Gene Ontology annotation, cellular component: membrane. Gene Ontology annotation, molecular function: transmembrane transporter activity. Gene Ontology annotation, biological process: transmembrane transport.